This is a messenger RNA of Folsomia candida, 2839 nucleotides long. Its product is annotated as transforming growth factor-beta receptor-associated protein 1. Gene Ontology annotation, cellular component: membrane; cytoplasm. The record is from RefSeq and is a predicted model, not a curated record. Gene Ontology annotation, biological process: endosomal vesicle fusion; autophagy; vesicle-mediated transport. Bases 198 to 2666 code for a protein of 822 amino acids. The transcript is spliced from 17 exons. NCBI's taxonomy places the organism in Eukaryota, Metazoa, Arthropoda, Collembola, Entomobryomorpha, Isotomidae.
UAAAGACUACAUUUGUACAUAUGACAUAUGAACACAAGGCUUUUUUGACAGAUCUAAACUGAUUUGUUGACCACUUCAUCAGAUGAUUUUGUGGGGACCGGUGUGAUCGUUCAAAAUAUGGACAACAAUUAGAAAAUUCAAUGUUCAGGGCAUAGUUCAAGGCAAUUAAAAGUGAAUAUUGUACUCGCUCUGGGAAAAUGGAGGUGUCCGCCCCAAAAAUAUACGAUAUUCAGCUAGUCAUUAACAGUAUUGAAGUUGAAGGGAAUGUUGCAAAGGUGCUAUGUGUCGAAUGUUGUGGGACCCGGAUGUUCUUAGGGACAGCCGAAGGGUACUUGUUGGAGUAUUUUAUUACCGACCAAAAGUCCAAGACAUUCUUUAACCGGGUUCGUCUAGUUAAUAUAAACAAGGGACAACCAAUUGUUCAAAUCCGAAAUGCAUCAGCUCUCGACACGUUGAUCACUUUGUCUGGAGGGACUUUGGCGAUGUGUGAUAGUCAAACUAUGGAACCCAAAGGGAGCAGCAUUUCCUCCGUGUCGUGCUUUGCUGUAGAUGACAAUCCCAUUGAUGGAGAUCCCUUCAGUGUUUCCUUAUGCUUCGUCAAGAAAAAAUCAAUUAUUGUAGCUCAAGCUUCGGAAACGGGAUUUAACAUCGUAAAGGAUAUAAGUCUGGAUGCUUUGACCAUCUCGUUGGCCAUUGAAUCAGGGCUUUGUUGUGUGGGUCUGGCCACUGGAAAGUAUAUCAUCGUCAACACCAUGGCUCAAAGGAAAACCAUGCAAGACUUGUGCGAAUUUGACCCCAAAGAAGUUCUUCCCAAAGUUGUACAUGUUGGAAAAGAGGAGUUUCUUGUGAUUGGCCCAGGGGGAUUGGGAGUGUUCGUAACAUCUCGUGGAACAUCAGAACGACCUCCAAUAAUAUGGUCGGAGAAAAUUCAUCAGUUGGUGGUUGACGGUUUAAAUGUUGUAGCGGUCGGAAAUGAUUCAAUUUACGUCAGCAGUUUGUCGGACCCUGGAAAUAGUAAUCUUAUUCCAUUUCCUGGGGCCAAAUGCUUAUCGCUUAGUGAAGGUAAAUUGUAUGUUGGAACAGCCCGCAGUUUAUACAGAUUCAUCCCCAUUUCGGUUGAUGAACAAGUUGAGGCGUUGUUAUCAGCAGACAAAAUUGACCAAGCAUUCACUCUUUUGGAAAUGGCUCAUCUUAAAGCUGAUAGAAAGGAAAAUUUGUUUAGAAAAAUUCACAAACGAGCUGUAUUUCACCGUAUGGCCGAAUUUGAACUUAGUCUUUGCAAGGAAUCCAUCGGGCUGUCUCAUAUAGACUUACGAGAGAUUUUAAAUCUUUUUCCUGGGAUUCUUCCAACGACCACAAUUUUUACAAGAACUUUACCACAACUUCACAGUUAUGCAGAUAUUAAUCAAAUGACGAAUAGGGACAGUCACAAAAAUAGGACGUUAGCUUCAUUCUUGCUGGAUAUUUUGACAUUUUACGAGCCAAUGUACGACUCAAAGGAUCUCUCAACCUCGACAAUAAAACUUGCUGCAAAAUUCAACAAGUCAAAAUAUAUCCUCCUAUUGGACGACAUUGACAGAAUGACUGUUGAUUACGAUGACGUUUUCGAGUGGAUGGAGGAAGAGAAAAUGUUUGACUCUGCGGCACUGCUUCACAAGGCUAAAAGGGACUUGCACCGUGCACUUGAUACUUGGAUACGCCUUCUCACCGGAGAAUUAAAAUGCGGAGACAAUGAUGAAUUCGAAGGAAUAGAUGCUAUUGUUGAUGCACUUUUGAGCUCAAAUGAGGAACAAUUGGUGUGGAAUUAUUAUUACAAGUUGGCAAAGAUUGAUCCUGACAAAGCAAUACAAGUUUUUACUAAAAGAAAUCCAUCUCCUGCCUUCCAGCCGCUGGAAAUUGCGGAAAAAUUAUCCUCGCAACCUCGAGUUUGUCGAACAUAUCUUUCACAUUUUGUGACGAUUAAAAACUUUGAGGAUCCAGAUCUUCACACAUUUUUGGCAACUUUAUAUAUCGAUGAGAUUUUGGGAAAUCCUGAAAUGGAAGACUUACAGUCUGUGAGAGAACAGUUUAGAAUGUUUUUAAUUAGCUCCAAUUGUUUAAAGGUUCAAUAUCUUAUCGGGAAAUUAUCCACGUCUACUCUCCGACUCGAAUUAGCAAUUCUUCAUGGCAAGGCUGGAGAUCAUGCUCCUGCAUUGAAAAUUAUUGUCGAAGAACUCCAGGAUCACUCGUUCGCUCGAGAAUAUUGCAAAAAUAUUCAGGAUAGAUUACAACGAGAGCAAGCAUUUAUCAGCCUGUUCAAGAGUUACUCGCCCCAAAGUGAAGAACCGGAACUGAGCCCAGAGUGCUUGAAUGUCUUGGCGGAUUUCGUUGAGGACUUUGAUAUUUCUUUGAUACUUCCCAUACUUCCUGAUGACUUGAAUUUGACUAUAAUUUCCAAUGUUCUUCGUCGAGCAGUUCGUCUCAAGAUUCACAAAAUGCGGCAGACUAAAUUGAUAAAAGGAUUGUCACAGCGUGUGAAUGUGGACUAUCAACUAGAGUUAGAUUCACGUAAUCAAGGUUAUCAAGUCGACGACGAAAGUGUGUGUGGGGUGUGUUGGCGAAAAUUUGAUUCCUUGGAACCUCUAUUACACAAUAAGGGACAAGUCGUUCAUUCAAAGUGUGUGUAACAAAAUUUUAUUUAUUUAGUAAGACUGUAUGUAUGUAUUCAACUUUGAAUAAAAAAUGUUAUGCAUGUUAAAUACUUGUUAUGAAAAACUAUAAUAUAGUUAUCAUGUAGUUUGGGAAUAGAUUAUAUAAAUUAAAUAUUUUAAUAAAAACGACCCCCUUUCCUCACCAUGGA